Molecule: messenger RNA, 969 nt
Organism: Sphenostylis stenocarpa
Lineage: Eukaryota; Viridiplantae; Streptophyta; Magnoliopsida; Fabales; Fabaceae
Source: the annotation of a GenBank genome assembly
AUGCAGUCCAAGAUCAGCACUUUCUUCAAAUCUACCCCCGCUUCCUCUUCUCCCAACAAUGAUGACGAUUUAUCCAUCUGGGAGAACCAGCAACACCACAUCAUCAACACCUACACCCGAAGGCGUCCAAAUCCUAUCGCCGUUCCUUCGGAUCCCAAACCCGUAACGCUCGUCAAAAACAAGAAGAGAAACUACGCCCAAUUCCACCUCGAUUUCGGUCAAUCCGACUUCCUCCUACGCGCGUGUCCCACAUGCGGCGUAAAGUUCACUCCCGGUGAUCCACAAGACGAGAAAUCCCACAACGAGUUUCACAAAUCAUACACGCAGGGAAUCCAAUUCAGAGGUUGGGCCAAAGAAAAUGUUGUUCCUCUACCCAGCGUGGAUUCGGGUCGGAUCGUUUUGUUUUCGGGGACCGACCCGUCUUCUCACAGGAAGAAAGUUGAAGAGGUGGUGAGGAUGAUGGAAAUUGAGCUUGGAAGUGGGUGGAUACUUCAGGACCGCUGUAAGGUGUAUCUGUUUGUUUCUCUUAAUAGGGUUUCUGGGUGCCUCGUUGCAGAACCAAUUGAAAAGGCAUUCAAAGUGGUGUCUGGCUCUGUUGCUAAACCUAUUAUUCAUAGCGCGAAGAAAAGGGGAGUGAAGACACGAUCUACCACUCUUCAGUUUGGGAAUGUUAUUUUCCAAAGGGAGGUUGAAAGAAAAGUUGCUAACGUGAGUGAUUCUGAAAAGAUGGAAGGAGCAAUCUUCUGUGAUAGCGAACCAACCGCUGCUGCUUGUGGCAUUAGGGCCAUUUGGGUUACUCCCUCCAACAGAAGAAAAGGCAUUGCAAUUCAGUUGCUAGAUGCAGUAAGGAAGAGUUUCUGCCCGGGUCUUGAGCUUGAACGUUCUCAGUUAGCAUUCUCGCAGCCAACCUCCGCUGGAAAGGCAUUAGCAACUAGUUACACUGGCAAUGAGUCAUUCUUGGCGUAUUAA